GCGCACUGGGGCUCUGGCGGACCGCGCUGUCUGGACGUGAUGGCAGCUUACCGCUUACCCCCAGCGACGCUAACGCUAAAGCAGUUCGUGAGAAGGCAACAAGUUCUCCUCCUCUACAGAAGGAUUUUGCAGGCAAUUCGGCAAGUUCCAAAUGAUUCUGAUCGCAAAUACCUGAAGCACUGGGCAAGGGAAGAAUUCAAAAGAAACAAAAGUGCCACCGAAGAGGAUACAAUCCGGAUGAUGAUUACUCAAGGCAAUAUGCAGCUCAAAGAGUUAGAGAAAACACUUGCUUUAGCCAGAUCUUAACUACAGCAUUAUUCUGAAAGGUUUUCAAAGUCUCCAUGUGUUUAGUUGAGCUUAGGCUCAACAGUGGGUAGCCCAAAGCCAAGUGAAACUGUCUGUACAUAGAGCCCUUGAGCAAAAUAUCGGAACAUGGAGCAUGGCAUAUCAGAGAGAGCCAAGAAAAGGGCAUAAGAGCAAUUGUCUUAGCACUGAAAACAUACCUUUUAUUUUGAAAAUGUUCUUGGAUAUGUCAGCAGUUUUUGGAAGAAGCAAAAACCAGUACGAUAGCACAUAAAAAGAUGUUCAACACCAUUAAUCAUUAGGAAAAUGCAAAUCAAAACCACCAAGAGAUACUAUUUACAUCCACUAGAAUGGCUAUAAUUAAAAAGGGAGAUAAUUGCAAAUGUUGGCGAGGAUGUGGAGAAACUGGAACCCUUAAACACUGCUGGUGGGACUAUAAAAUUGUGCAGCCACUUUGGAAAAAAAGACUGUCAGUUGCCCAAAAGGUUAAACAGCAUUAUUCAUAAUAGCCAAAAAGUAGACAAUCCAAAUGCCCACCAGCUGAUUAAUGGAUAAGUAAAACGUGGUAUACCCAUACAAUAAAAUAUUAUUUAGCAAACAAAAAGGGAUGGAGUACUGAUACAUGCUACACCUGGAUGAACCUUGAAAACAUUAAGUGGCCAGUCACAAAAGAUCAUGUAUGAUUCUAUUUAUAUGAACGCACAACUCUGAAUAUACUAAAAUCUACUGAACUGUACAUUUUACAGGUAUGUGAAUUAUAUCUGAAUAAAGCCAUUUUCCCCCAAUUUUUUCGAAAUAUAAUUGAUAUAUAUUAUUGUGUAAGUCAAUUAAGCUGUUUUAAAACAGUGUGAGGUAUAGGGCUGGAGGUGUACUGACCUCAGGAGACACCAUGGAGCUUCCUUGGAAAGUCCUUCUGCAUUAACCCUCAGGGUUGUUGAGGUAUGUUCUUCAGAUGUGUUGCAUCUGAUACUCAAGAGGACUUUCCAAAAAGAUCACCACUGGGAAUCUAGAACUUUGUAGGAAAAAGAAGAAAGAGAAGUUUAACAAAUGCACUGAAGCACCUACCAAGAAGAAGAGGCAACUCCUGGUCAAAACUAAUGUGGUUACCUUAAUAUCCACAUGGAAAGUAAAAUAAAUCAUUAAUUAAGGAAGCUCCUCAGUGCAUUAGGUUCUCCUCCAGUGACAGGAAAAAACAGAGUUUGAAGAAUACAUUGGAGACAGAAGUUGACUUCAGGACACUUUUGAAGGAGACCAAAUGUGUUUAACAGUUAAUUUAGUGAAAGUGAAAGCUCGUGGAAGAGGCUGGAAUUGGCAGUUCACCUACGGAACAAAUCUAAAAAGUUAAUCCAAGAAUCACAGUUAAUCCAAGAAUCUACAUCUGAAAGAUGUAGAAAAACUUUUGCAGGAUAAACAGUGUCUAGUGUUGGACCGUGUGCCAUUGGAGAGGUGUAAACCAGUGGUGUGUCACUAACCUGCGUUCCGAGCCACCCUUGCCCUUCCACAGCUCCAGAACCCACAAGACAAAAAUAAUUCUGAAUACCCUGCCACCGGGGGAUGGGCUAAUCUAAAACGUUUGCAUAAGCCAGUUUUCAGGUUUUUAUAUAGAUGUACGUUAAUCAAGCCAUCUGAUGAACAGAGGGAAAAGCAUGUGUGAACAGUUUCUGAACAGAGAACCUUAGAAAGACUUACUCUUUUGUGUAGCAUGAUUGGCAAAUACUCAAGUACAGGCUAUCUCUAGUAAAUCUAAAAUCUUGAAGCUAAAAACCAUCCUUUUAUGAAGUGUGACAAGCAGUGACUUUGAUGUUCUUCCUAGAAGCACUGUAUGUGGAAGAUGUAAGAGCAUUUGUGGUUUGUAUUUGCAAGAAUCGAAUACUACAGACUCCCCAAGAAAACCUAAUGUGGGGUUUUGUUUUGAUUUUGUUUUAAGUGAAUAAAACAUGAAAAAUUGAAUUUUCAUAUUCCAGAGACUAAGACUAUUCUCGUGGACAAGCUUUUCCCUUCCUCUCUAAAGAACAGUUUAAUGUUAUUUGUUCACUUACAUCUUUGCGUAUCUCCUGAAUUACAGGCCAGGUCCGUUGUUUAGCCCAAGAGAAGAUUUAUUUAGCAAUUUCUUCUCACAUGUGGAACCAUGGUCAUUAAGAUGUUGGCCAGAAUAGAACGCUGGUGAAACACAUUUUAUUCAUCAUCUUCAUCAGUAUUUUGGAUUAGGCAAGUUUACUGCCUGGGUGUUCCGUUCCCUGUAAACUGUACUGUUGUUUGAAUGCUGAAGUUUUGUUCCUAAAGUUUAAGAUGUCUGAAUGUUCAACUAAUGUAUAUUAACGACAAUAAAUCCAUCUUUAAACCCCUU
Delphinapterus leucas (beluga whale) is the source of this 2650-nucleotide messenger RNA. RefSeq names its product LYR motif containing 2 (gene LYRM2). Lineage: Eukaryota; Metazoa; Chordata; Mammalia; Artiodactyla; Monodontidae. Gene Ontology annotation, cellular component: mitochondrion. The record is from RefSeq and is a predicted model, not a curated record.